Messenger RNA from Anoplopoma fimbria (sablefish), 4051 nucleotides. It is a transcript of the gene dcbld2, whose product is annotated as discoidin, CUB and LCCL domain containing 2. NCBI's taxonomy places the organism in Eukaryota, Metazoa, Chordata, Actinopteri, Perciformes, Anoplopomatidae. The transcript has 15 exons. The record is from RefSeq and is a predicted model, not a curated record. The coding region runs from base 353 to 2446 and encodes 697 amino acids.
GGGACUCGGGUAUCCCAGUCCCAGAUCGGGAGGCGGAGCCUCGGUGGAGGAAGUAGCUCCCACAGCCUGGACGUGUGUGUAUGUUAGUUCGCGUGUGUAUGUGUGCGUGUGUGUGUGUAUGGAGCAGUUACCUCCAUAGUGAGAGUGUCGCUAACCACUGGAUUGUUAAAACGACAAGCAAAAGACAUCCUCGUGAGGAAACCCUCACGCGAACUCGCUCUCGAGGAUCAGUUUUUGUAUCCUUCCCCACCACCAGCACCACCAGCACCACCACCAGCCGCCGCGGUACAGGUUGAAGCGGUGCAGCUGGUCCAGAAGCGAGCUUUAUCAUGCAUUCAGACUGCAGGCUGCUAUGGGCAGAGCGGUAAUGGUGGGCAGGGAACCGACAGGGGCCGGGGUUCUCGUCCUGUCGAUUCUCAUCAUUCUCACCGCGGAGGGCUGUCGAGCGCAGAAAGGUGAUGGCUGUGGCCCCAGUGUUCUUGGCCCCAGCAGUGGGACUCUGUCCUCUCUGGGUUACCCGGGGACAUAUCCCAACCACACGGUGUGCGAGUGGGAGAUCAGUGUGCCCCACGGCAACAGGGUCCACUUUCGCUUCGCCGAGCUGGACAUCGAAGACGGCAACUGCCAGGUCAACUACCUCCGCCUCUACAACGGCAUUGGACCCGAGAGGAGUGAGAUUGUGAAGUACUGCGGGUUGAGUCUGAAGGUCAAAGAGCUGAUUGAGUCCACUGGAAACCAGGUCACUGUCCAGUUCAUGAGCGGGUCCCAUCACACCGGACGUGGAUUCUACCUGUCCUACUCCACCACCAAUCACACAGAUCUAAUCACCUGCCUGGACAAAGGGAGAGAUUUCCCAGAGGCAGAGUUCAGUAAAUACUGUCCGGCUGGCUGCUUGACAUCCACCGAGGAGAUUUCUGGAACUAUGCCUAAUGGAUACAGAGAGUCCUCUCCUGUGUGCGUGGCAGCCGUCCAUGCAGGUGUGGUGUCCAACGCCAUGGGGGGGAGGAUCACCGUGGUCAGCAGCAAGGGCAUCCAUCACUAUGAGGCCACGUUGGCUAACAAUGUCACUUCCACUGGAGGAACUUUGUCCGACAGCCUCUUCACCUUCAGGACCAACGGCUGCUAUGGAAGGCUCGGUUUAGCGUCCGGCGGUGUUGCGGACACUCAGCUGUCAGCUUCGUCUGUGUGGGACUGGAACAGCGUGUGGGCGCCAUCAGGGGCAAGACUUAAAAGGGCGGGGCUGCCCUGGGCAUCUUAUCAGAUGGACCAGCAGCAGUGGCUUCAGGUGGAUCUCAAGAGGGAGAAGAGGAUCACAGGUAUCGCCACCACCGGCUCCACCCUAAGAGAAUACCAGUACUACGUUUCAGCAUACCGGGUCCUGUACAGUAACAAUGGCCAGCAGUGGUACAUCUACAGGGAAGCGAAUUCUUCACAAGACAAGAUUUUCCAAGGCAACAUCAACUACCUGCACGAGGUGAGGAAUAACUUCAUUCCCCCAAUCGAGUCCCGGUUUGUGAGGAUAAAUCCGACCCUGUGGCACCAAAGAAUCGCGCUCAAGUUGGAGCUGCUUGGCUGCCCAAGUACAAAUACAAAUACAAAUACAGUGAGGCGAGGGCAAGAGCCGAGGCCAAGGAUGACCUCUCGUCAUACUCCACCUCCAUCGGGUACAAAACGGCCCCCUCACCUUGGCGGAACCACACACACCCCAGACAUUAGAAACACCACUAUGCCUCCUCACACUGGUAAAGAUGUGGCGCUGGCAGCAGUUCUGGUGCCCGUGUUGGUCAUGGUUCUGACUGCCCUAAUCUUGAUAGUGGUUUGUGCCUGGCACUGGCGGAACAGGAAAAAGAGUUCUGAAGGAACAUAUGAUCUCCCUCACUGGGACCGGACAGACUGGUGGAAAAGCAUGAAGCAGCUGUUGCCCUCUAAGAUGGUGGAGACCGAGGAUUCAGUUCGGUACAGCAGCAGUGAGGUGGGCCGGCUUACGGGGAGAGGUGCUGUACCCAGACUACAUGCUGAACCAGCAGAAUAUGCUCAGCCCCUGGUGAGCGGUGUCACAACGCUAGGAGCCCGGUCAACCUUUAAACCAGACGAGGGGCCCGACCCAGGAUACUCUGAUCCCGACCUGUACGACGCUCCCAUCUCACCGGACGUGUACCACGCCUACGCCGAACCCCUGCCGGCCUCGGGAUCUGAAUACGCCACGCCCAUCGUGGUCGACAUGGGUUGCCACCCGUCAGGGGGCUCCUCUUUGAACCAGCCCUCCACGGUGUGCAGUUUCAUGGGUGCCGGGCCGGCCUCCCUUCUCACACAGACAGACAGCAGCCAUUCGGGCAGGGAGGCGUAUGACACACCCAAAAAUGCCACUGGACAGGUCACACCCACCGAGGAUCUGACCUAUCAGGUACCUCAGAGUAGCACUCAGAAGCCAACGGGAAAGAGCUGAAGAGUCUGGAUGCACAUGGCCUUAAUCUGGCCCCCCCCCUCACUGCCAACGCAACCCAACGGACAAAGAUAGAGGGGUUGUUGAUGGAGCAGGAGGUGGUGGUGUGAACCUGUGAGCCCUGGAGCCUGGGCUCGAGUCUUGAAUGAACACUACCUUUAGCUUUAGAUGCAAUCUGGAGAUGUCUGUAUUGCCUAAAUGUUUCUGCAUGGCCACAAUCUGCUUGUGUAGUGCCAUUACAGUCCUAUCACUGAAACCACAAAGAUGAAUGUGUUUGUGCCAGGUGUGAGAGGCGUAGAUGGGGGGAGGUGAAAAGGAGAAAGCGGAGAAAGCCGACUACUGUUUGAUAAAGACUUUGUCCCUGUUCUGUGAUCCUUAGUAGUUCUUGCAUUCUGUGAAACUGUGACUUCCAUUAUUCUUCUGUUACAUGCUGAACCAACUGAAAUGUACCUGAUGAGUAACGUUCAUCAAAUCUAAACAGUUCUUUUAGUGAAUUUACUGCAUAUUGCAUAAAGUACCCCCCCCCCCCCCUCUCCUAGAGAAACUCUGGUUUUCCAUGGUACGUCUUUGUCUUACUUUGUUUAAAAAGCAUGACUUGAAAAUUGUGUAUAGUUCUAGUAAUCCCAUUACUGCAAAUCCUGUUUUAAACUCUCAAAUGAUUUACUGAUAUUUAUUUUACAUCCUGCUGAUGAGGAGAAACUCUUGUUUAAAAAAAAAAAAAAAAAAAAAAAAAAAUAGCCCACCACCAACGUCACUGAUUACAUGUCCAAGAAUUGUGGUUGCACUGUUGUGGACUCCUCACUGACAAUGAGGUUUUUUUUUGUAUGUUAACUUGAAAAGGCUAAUCGGGAAGAUUAAUCCAAUGAGAUUCAUAAAGAGAACACACUCUUUGCCAUAUGAAAGACCAUUGUUGCCUUUUUCUGUGUAUAUGCAAUGUUAAAAUUCUCAACAGAACCAACUUUCACAGUUGUGCCAAUAGCGCAAGUUUUAGCCAAACAAACCAUAAAGCAGUCUUAAUGUGUGAAAUAAAGUUUUUAAAGGCCUAGUUAGCUGAUGUCCUAGCAAGAAAAAAAAAAAAAAAAAAAAAAAGGUACACAGAAAAGAGUUAGAUGGGUUAAUCUGUUACAGCUGAUCAUUUCUUAGAAUGUGUUUGUCCUGAACUUUUAGAUUUUAUUUGUGCAUCAUGGUGAUUGUCUUGUGUUGAAAUGGGUGUUUUGAUCCGUCAUUAAUUUGAGUGUUCUUUCCUUGUAUCUAUGUGCAUCAACAUCUGUAUGUGUGGUAUUAUAGGAUGUGUUCAGUCCUUGUCUGUAGCACCAGUUAGACUGCAUUCCUCUCCACCCUCGGUACUAAUCUGACCAAACACUCUGCGGCGGGAGUGCAGAUGGAGGGGAAAAAAACGGAACAAGCUGCUUUGUGACUUUACAGAAUAGCAACCUCACCUGGUGAGAGGGGGGAGGUGUUAUUCACACAGCUGUGCCACCAUAUGCUUUGAUUAUGCUCAAUAACCAAGGCCAUCUACAUGAGUGUUGGUGCUCCCUGGUCAGAGGGAUUGUGUUUAUGUGGCUCUCACUGAUUGUACAUAGAGAAAUAAAGAGUUUUAAAAGAAAA